Molecule: messenger RNA, 4298 nt
Organism: Phoenix dactylifera (date palm)
Lineage: Eukaryota; Viridiplantae; Streptophyta; Magnoliopsida; Arecales; Arecaceae
Source: RefSeq, a predicted model, not a curated record
AGAGAGGUGGGGGUGAUGAUGGAGGAUGGGGAUCCCGUAGGACGUGCCCCUCCACGCAUUAGCGAUGCGCUAAUGCAUCGCUCCACGACAGCUGCGCUACCGCCCACGACUUCCCGACCCUUCACGGUGCCCACGCCUACCUCCUCGCCCCAGCCUCGCCCGUCACCACUUCAUCCGCUCCAAGCUCUGUGCCUCCGAUGUCGACUACUUCCGCCUCUGACACCCAUCUCCUCUUCUCCUCAUUCAGAUCCCUCUGCCUUGGUCUUCCUCCAUAACUCCCUCAUCUACGCCCAUGCCAUUUUCUGCCGCCACCGCCCUGCCCUCCUCCUCCUUCAUCGCAUGUUCUCCCAUACCUACGGCCCGCUUCCCGACACCUACACCCUUGCCUCCGCCCUCCACCCCGCCGCUGGCGUCGCCUCCCUCCGUCGGCCACCCCCUCCACGCCGCCGGCCUCGCACUCGGCCCCGUCCUCACGAACUCUCUCUUGCCAUGUACUCCAAAGUGCGGCAACCUUGCCUCCGCUUACCAUGUGCUCGAAUGUUUGCCUCAUCGGAGCCAUGACGGGGAGUCCUAAAUCGCGAGGAGAAAAAAAAAAAAGAAAAAAGGGGAAGUUGCUUAGCGGUUCAAAGUUAGACCCGUUUAUAUUCUUUUAAUAAGCGGUCCAUUGACAUUUGAAAUGCCAUAAGGAAACCAAAAUACCCCUGACCUUUUUCCUCUUCCGUCGUUCUUCGUAUGCUUAUUUGUUUAUUUGAACGAGCCCUAUUCAAACUUCACUGAUUCCAGCCUUCCUUUCAUCCCCAAUGUUCGUAUCCUAAUCCUCUCUUCGGACGGAAAAAAAUCCAUAAAAAUCUCGCCCGAUUCCGCUUGAUUUUUAUGCCCUGGUUUCAAACCCUAGAACUGCAAACCACUUUCCAACGAUAUUCGAUCUUCCUCUUUUCCCCUGUUAAGCCAUUCGCCUUUUGGAAAAGUAGAACCUUUCCGGCCCGAUUCUGAGGAGCAAGGAGAUAUUUUCUAUCCGGCCUCGGAGUCGACCUUCGAACCGACUUCGCCCUGUUCGUUUGUAGCGGAAGCUUAGGUGGACAUUGGUCUCUCCAACCUUUCCUGAGGCGUCUCUGCAUUCCUUCAACAGGUUUGUCACCGCAUACUUUCUCGAAUAAUUUAUUUGAACACGGAUGUGAUAUGCAGUAUUGUACGGCAUUCCAGAUAGUUGUUGGAAUGGUUAGGAUUUGUCGAAUUAAUAGACAGAGAGGUUGUGGUAGUACAUUUGAGAUAUUUGUUGUGGAAAAAUUUUUCUAUUCCGUGCUAAUUGUGUUAUUUAUUUUAGUUUUUAGGAUGAUUUAUUUUCCAUUGAUAUUAUUAAAAAUAUAAUUUGUAACUAUAUUUGUGAUGCAGAAAUCUAAGAUGGCCCCAAAGCAGAGUACCGGCAAAAAAUCCUCUGUUAGCCCGAGUAAUAUGGUUAAUGGAAGGUGUUAUUUCACCCACUUUGUAAAUUUUAUGGUCACCCUAAUCCCGUGCAUGUCUGAUGAACAGAAGGAUAGAAUACGUGGCACUCCAUUUGGGCACAUGCUAGGUCUACCAUAUAUAAAACAGAGUAGGCAUGUCUUGGACACAUUGCUCUCCCUUUGGAAUAAUGUUGAGGAGGGUUUUUGGUUUGGUAGGGUUAUAAUGCCUUUUGUAAGGACUGAUUUCGCACUAAUCCUUGGUUAGAGUGCCACGGGUGAUGAGGUGCAACUGCAUAGGAAGGGGAGGGUUACGUCUGACCUCAUCACCCGGUUUUUUGAUGGUGACCACCAGAAAGCCAGUAGAGAUGCAAUUAAAAAUAGAUUACAAGUCCUUGUCGGUAAGAGCAAGCGACAAGAUGUGGAGGAUUUUAUAAAAUUAUGGGUUCUUUAUCUUUUUGGGACUAUCCUUUUCCCAACCGUACGCUACUAUGUCCCUAAGACAUUAUGUUCAUAUGUUGAUGAUUUAGACCGCUUAGGUUCGUAUAGUUGGGGUCUUGCCGUUUUCUCUUUUCUUCGGCAGCAAAUACCUAGUCUAGCCGAUAGUGUGAAGACUAGAAACAUCACAGGCUAAGAAUAUGGUAGAUACAUGGAUGGCUGCACGGUCGCUCUGGUGGUAAGCAUCAAAAGAUGUUUUUUUUUUAAAUUUCAUUGUUACGAUAUAUAUAUUUAGAUGUAUUUUGAUGUUUACAAUACAUUUUUGGCAGGUAUGGGCUGUUGAGCAUGCUAACAACAUUGUUGGAAGGCACCGGCCACCGUUCAUGUAUCCACGUCUCGUAUGCUGGAACAACACCCCAUCCCCCCGCAGGGUGGACGUGAUUGCGAAUGUUAUGAAAAAUUUAAAACGAUUUGAGGUUAUUGAGAAGCUAGAGCCAAGAGAGGAGGAGUUGCACCUUCUCUCGCAAGGAAGGCCACAAUUACUACGGCCUGUUGAGAGGCGUACGGACUCAGAACAGCAACAAUCCGUGCAUGUCGGAACUCAGGUUCCGUCAUCCAGCCAAAGUGAUCGACAUCCACUGCAGGGCAUUCACACACGUAUCACAAUGCUUGAGACGUGUUUGCUACAACAUGGCUUUAGUUUACCAGACCCUCAUCCUAUUGGGGAUGUCGAGAAUACCCGUAUAGAACAGCUCGAUAAGAGGGUGUCGACAAUAGAGAAGGUCCUACGAGAUAAGGGCCUUCUGGUUGAUGACAAACCUGGGGAGCAUGUUACAGUUCCCGCUGAGGAGCAUACUACAGUUGCUCCACCUAUUCACGACGAUGCUCUUCAGAAAGAUCAUAUGCAGCAUAGUGCUGAUUCGGUGGAGGUUAUUUGGUCCACUGAUGCUGAAGCUAAGAAGAAAGCUGGAGCUCCGAGCUCAUAUGUGUCCUCCUUAUGCAAGCGCGUGAAGCUGGGAGCACGCGAGCGAAAGCCAUCGGAGAAAGUGAAGGCCAUAUCACAGCAUCCGAAGACUUAUAAAAGGGCUAAAAAAAAGGUCAAAGUUGCCCAAAUAGGUGAGGUUUGUACGGAAAAUACUAUUUAAAUCGAAGAUUCGCCCGCUCGGUCAACCAACAUAUUCGACCCACCGACAAGUUCAUUAAUAGAGCUCCAAAAAUCUGCUCCAACAUUAGAGGAAACCUCCCCCCCCCGGAGCGGUAUAGAAAUGUUGUCUCGUCCAUAUGUGUUUAUGUAUCCAUAUUGAUUUUGCUAAGUCUAUAAAGUUAAGUUUCCUAACCAAAAUUUCUGUCUUCAUCAUUUAUUCAACUUAGUAUAUAGUGUCGUCCACUAAAGUUAACGAUCUUGAGAGAGUGGCACUGAAACGUAGCUAUCAUAGGAAGGGGACAGGUAUACUCCCUAUUUACUAUGAAGAAGCUAUUAAAUUCUUCCUUGAAGAACAUGAGUUUGGGUAAGUUAAUUAUAUUAACUUAACGUUUUUCACAAUUAUCGCAUUGAAAGUUGCUUAAACAUUUGAAUUAUGUAGGGAUAUAAUAUGGAAGGACGAAGAUUGUACCAAACCUGCAUGCAGCCCUGAUGCCUUAGUGCAGCUCCUACAUGACAAGCCGCUACGGAGUGACGUAUGCUCCUACCUCACUACUACUGGAGGAAUAUAAUUUGGUAUUGACUGCGUACUUCUUUUAUUGCGUACAGGUAAUCAUUAUGUGCUUUCGCAUUUUGGAGCUUCUGCCUCGUGCGUAUACUGAGAUUAUUGACAAUCCGUGUUUAUAUUUGCGCUGCGAGAUCCAGAUUUUGACUUACUGCUCAUGAUGUCUCAUCCUUACAUUUUUCCAAUUGAAAUUCAGCAUGCCAAUGGGGCUGUAACAAAUAAAUUGUAUGCAGGCUGCCGUGCUCCAGCAUCUACCAUUGGAUUACCUCUUAAUUACCACUAAUGUUACCAAAAGAAUCAUAGAGUCAUUGCUGCCCAGUAUUCAAACAUGGCUUCGGGAAUUUAGAUGUGCCGAUCUUCAAAAGUGUAGAUAUCUCUUCAUUCCGAUGAAUACGGGAUGGCAUUAGUAUCUACUUUCUCUGGACUUGAAGGAGCAGCGUUUCGAAUGCUACAACUCCUUGUGGAGUUUCGACGUUGGGGUGGACGUUGUUAGAUAUGUUGGUAUCACUUGUGAAAUUUGAUAUUACUGAUUUUCUUCUUUAUCAUAGGUAUGUUCUUAAAAUUUUGUAUUCUUCACAUUAUUGUGAAAUAAUGGACAAGGACCUGCAUUGAUAAUUAAAAUCAGAUAUACCACAUGCUAUAUUACUUAGAUACUUUGUAGUUUAAAUUAUUCAUAAUAUGACGAUGCAAACCUGAUUCUUGAAGUUUUCUUUCA